This is a messenger RNA of Ruditapes philippinarum (Manila clam), 828 nucleotides long. Its product is annotated as complement C1q tumor necrosis factor-related protein 5-like. The record is from RefSeq and is a predicted model, not a curated record. Gene Ontology annotation, molecular function: protein binding. NCBI's taxonomy places the organism in Eukaryota, Metazoa, Mollusca, Bivalvia, Venerida, Veneridae. The coding region runs from base 124 to 813 and encodes 229 amino acids. The transcript has 3 exons.
AAAUGGGUUUCUCUUUGUUAUUUUUCAAUUGCUGUUGUCGUUGGAAUAUAUAGUUAUAAUUUUUCUGAGGCUAGAGAGCCUGUUUGUUCUAAAUUUGCAUAUGAAGAACAGCUUUUAGAGAAAAUGAUAAGAACUGAAAUUAAGGUAGAAACAAUGGUGAAUGAAAUUAAGAAAACUGAGGAUAAUGUCAUCAGUACAUUAGGCGACAUCAAACGAGCAGUAGCUGACUUUACGGACAUGUUUGCAGACAUGAGAGGAAACAUAACGGAUGAGAUGUUAAAGAGAGGCGAUGAGAUAAAAAGGAGAGAAGAAUCGUUCAAGACUCUUUUUGAAGAAACAAGAAACAACAUCACUAGAGGCACUGACUCUCAAAAAGAGGAACUUAUUCAACUUCAAGGUAAACUUGAAAAACCUCCGAUCGCUUUCUACGCACAUCACGUGAAAGACCUGGUUCUUGAUACUGCAAAUAAGAUUCUCGUGUUUGAGAAGACAAUCACUAACGAGGGAACAGGUUACGACACGUCCACGGGAAUCUUCACGGCACCGGUCGGAGGACUGUACCAGUUUGUUGUACAUGCAUGUGCUAGGUAUAGUAAAUAUGCAUAUCUUGGCCUGGUGUUGGGAGGUAACGUUAUUGCAGCAGAUGCUAACUAUGGUGAUGAAUCGCAUGGCUGUAAUACGUUUGGUUCAAUAGUGAGGGUAAAAUUAGGAGCAAAAGUUUGGGUUAAAUCCACAUCGCCAAGUUCUAACCGCCAGCUUAUCCAAGAUACACAUGGGAUGAACACAUUCAGCGGAGUGCUUGUCAAUAACUGAAUUAUAAACUAAACC